Helianthus annuus (common sunflower) is the source of this 1879-nucleotide messenger RNA. RefSeq names its product protein FAF-like, chloroplastic. The transcript has a single exon. Lineage: Eukaryota; Viridiplantae; Streptophyta; Magnoliopsida; Asterales; Asteraceae. The coding region runs from base 57 to 1559 and encodes 500 amino acids. The record is from RefSeq and is a predicted model, not a curated record.
CACGGUUCCAUUGUCUUUCCCUACAAAUACCACCACUCCCUCCACCCUUCAUCGUCAUGUACUUGUGCUCAUCCGCCAUUAACACCCCUUCAAAUUCUCAACAAUUCAUUGAUCCCAACUUCAAUCUCAUGACCCAAAUGCAAGGAAUAGUUUCAAUCCUCCGAUCCGACAACCCGGAGAAGACGAACAAGGCCGCCUCACUGCGGCGCACUCUGUCCGCCGAUAUGUCCUCCAAGUGGUUGGCGGAUAACGGGUUACCCGUGAUGAAGAAGAUCGCCUCCUCAGAGAAUAUCACGAUUGAUUCGGAUGAAGAAGAAUGUGAGGCGAAUGAAAAAGGGGAUCAGAAUCCCACUCGAGUCGAUAUAUGGACCGCGAUUAUGUCGCAGAAGAAGCAAGACGAUUCGGGUAAGCUUCCGCCGCCGUAUGUUCAUCCGCUUGUUAAGAAAUCUCGCUCGUUGAGCGAGAAGAGUCUCAAGAUUUGUACCGAGAGUCUCGGGUCCGAGACUGGCUCGGAUGUGUUCUCGGCGCCACCAGCUCCCGAGAAAGCUGUGUCCGAGAAUGGACAUGAUGUUUUCUCGUCGCCACCUGCUUCUGAGAAAGCAACUGGCGACGAGCAAGAAGAAAAAGAGGAAACUAACAAGGUUGUCAAACCUGCCGGUUUGACAACCAAGAAAGCCCAACAUACCCGUUCUUUCCCGCCGCCGCUUGCAUCUUUAGCGGCAGCGAGGACUGACGGUUCGUCGCUUCACAUGCAUUCCCGCCGUGUUGAUGGACGGUUAGUCGUGGAAGCCGUCUCAGUCCAGCAGCAAAAAUACUUCGAAGCUCAACGCCAAGACGGUCGGUUUCUUCUCACGCUUGUCAAUGACCCGAAAGAACACGAACAACCAUCUGAACCUUACAACAACAACAACAACAACAACAACAAAGCAGUUGCACAAGCCUCCCACAUGCGUGGGGGCCAGGACGUGUCAGGCCAACUUGAUUCUAAUGGACGCAUCCUUACCCUGCAUUUCCGUAAAAAUAUAUUUCCACAACAGGAAACCCUAAUCUCCAAGUCAAAUGACAACAACCUCCAGGAGUAUGAAGAUGAGAUGGUGACCGAUUUCAGCGACAACAACGUCGGAAUCUUGAAAAUCCGACCACUGAAUCCAACAACUGCAGUGAUCGAUGUACACAAAUCGACGGUGUCGAUAAAGAGGAUCUUAGAACGUGAUAACGAGAACCCAUCAUGGUCCCAAAAGCUAGAACUCGUGGAGGAGGAUGAAGCACCUAUCACGCAAUCUCCUCCACCACGAGCUCGAGCCAGUGGGCGUCCACCGCUGCCACCGCCAACCACCACCACCACCGUCAACUCCUACCAGUACUUCUGGCGGGCGAAACCCACCGUAGCCAGUGUGAUCGACCCAAUGAUCACCCAACACCGCCCACCCACAAAAACCAAAGAUCUGGUUCUGCUCAGAGGCAAUAAAGCAGACUGUUUUCUACCGUCACUAAAAGGUUGCAAAGAGCCAAGAAGGUCUCUUCUGAUGUGGGAGCCAUUCUGCAUAGCCACCUCCUGAUUCACAACACUUUCUCUCUCUACCAUAAAGCCCUUUUUUUAUAUCUAUAUAUUGUAUCUAUACAUCUACAUAUGUGUAUGUGUCUCUCUGAAUAAGCAUAUGAAAGAGUGAGAGAUGACAUGAAUUUGAAAACAAAAAAUGUAUCAUAGAUUUUCUCGAAACCUAAUUGAAACAAAUGUAUCACAAAUGUUGUUCAUGGUUAAGAAUAAGCUGGUCAGACAGCACUGUGUUUGACAUGGUGAUUUGAUAUGUCAUUUGAUCAUAAUUUAGUUGGCUUUUGAGUAGCCAAUGAGGUUUCCAAUUUGGGCUUCUUUUGACAA